GGUUCAACCUGUGGUGUGAGUGUGUGUGUGUUUUACCCCGCUCGAAUGGCGAUGACUUUUGUGCUUUCCUAGUGUUGUUUGUGCUCAAAAUUUGGAUUACGUCUUCCGCCAUGUUACCCGCCGGCAAAGAAGAGGUGGUCAUGAGGGAGAAGAAAGGCGGAGCUUUAAGCAAAGUUCAAAAACUCAAGAGACGCAUAUCAAACAGCUUCGGGAAAUUAGGACUCCGCCGUAAGAGAGCGAUAUCCAAGAAUGAAGUCUUCGAGCCGGAGUACAGAAUGCCGGCUAUUUCUAAAAGCGAGGAUUUUGAAGAAAACGGCUUCAGAGUUUCCGCCAUCUCCAAGAACGACGACGAGAGCUUGUCCGUAUCUGGCAUGAAGAUCAACGGGUUCUCGGACGAGUAUCUUGACCGGAUAGAACCCAACGGCAACAUCCCCGACAAGGACUGCGGGUGGGAGAGGCUGGUGGAUCACAGGGAGCCGCUCUCUCGCCAGCUCUCCGUCUCCUCCGACUCCAAGCUCCUGGACGAGGAUAUCCGCAGCGAGCAGAAGGUGAUCAUGAGACCCAAGAGGCCGCCCAGACCCAAGUCUGAAGUCUACCUCUGUAAAGACACCCGCAAGUCUAAAAGAUUCUCCGCGUUUGGGGUGAGUGUUGAAUGUCCCGUGUUUGGUGGCUGUGUUGGGUGGAGAAGUCCCGUGUUUGGUGGCUGUGUUGGGUGGAGAAGUCCCGUGUUUGGUGUCUGUGUUGGGUGGAGAAGUCCCGUGUUUGGUGUCUGUGUUGGGUGGAGAAGUCCCGUGUUUGGUGGCUGUGUUGGGUGGAGAAGUCCCGUGUUUGGUGGCUGUGUUGGUAUUGGACCUAUUCGUACGAGUGAAGGGUCAUAUACUGAGAAUGACAAAGAAAUUAGUGAAAUCCAUAAAAAGUUGUCUGUGGACAUGUUUAGCACUCGGGUAAACAGCAUUAAAGUGGAAGAUCCGAACAGCUAA
Messenger RNA from Procambarus clarkii (red swamp crayfish), 980 nucleotides. NCBI's taxonomy places the organism in Eukaryota, Metazoa, Arthropoda, Malacostraca, Decapoda, Cambaridae. The record is from RefSeq and is a predicted model, not a curated record.